Helianthus annuus (common sunflower) is the source of this 2128-nucleotide messenger RNA. RefSeq names its product phosphoglucomutase, cytoplasmic. Gene Ontology annotation, molecular function: phosphoglucomutase activity; magnesium ion binding. Lineage: Eukaryota; Viridiplantae; Streptophyta; Magnoliopsida; Asterales; Asteraceae. Gene Ontology annotation, cellular component: cytosol. The transcript has 18 exons. The record is from RefSeq and is a predicted model, not a curated record. Gene Ontology annotation, biological process: carbohydrate metabolic process. Bases 174 to 1922 code for a protein of 582 amino acids.
GAUCCAACGGACAAGAUGAGCGUGUGAACCGUUCUGUAUCGACGAGCGGUUGCAAAUAAUAGAAAAUCCCCCGCCACGUGUUUCCGUAUAUCUCACUCUCUCCAUAACCAUCACUCACUCUCUUCAUCUUCUCGCCAACCUUCCUUAAUCUCUCUGAAAAAAGCUCAACAGCAAUGGCGAAUUUCACCGUCAAUCGCGUCGAAACAUCGCCAAUUGAAGGCCAGAAGCCUGGUACAUCUGGACUCAGGAAGAAGGUUAAAGUAUUCACCCAACCACAUUACUUGCAUAAUUUCGUUCAAUCGACAUUCGAUGCCCUUUCUGCAGAGAACGUUAAAGGUUCUACACUUGUUGUUUCGGGUGAUGGACGGUACUACUCAAAGGAUGCAAUCCAGAUUAUAAUCAAAAUGGCAGCUGCAAAUGGUGUAAGACGCGUUUGGGUUGGCCAAAAUGGACUUUUAUCCACACCUGCUGUAUCAGCAGUUGUAAGGGAACGAAUUGGGGCCGAUGGUUCCAAAGCAAAUGGGGCAUUCAUAUUGACAGCUAGUCACAACCCUGGUGGGCCCAAUGAGGAUUUUGGAAUUAAAUACAAUAUGGGAAAUGGUGGGCCAGCACCCGAAGGAAUUACUGAUAAAAUCUUUGAGAACACAAAAACAAUAAAGGAGUAUUUUAUUGCAGAAGGCCUACCUGAUGUGGAUAUCUCAGUAACUGGGAUUUCAAACUUUUCUGGUCCUAACGGUCAAUUUGAUGUUGAUGUCUUUGACUCAGCAAGUGACUAUGUGAAAUUGAUGAAGUCAAUCUUUGACUUCCAGUCCAUCCAAAAGUUAAUUACAUCUCCACAAUUUAGUUUCUGUUUUGAUGCACUUCAUGGAGUUGGUGGAGCUUAUGCUAAACGUAUGUUUGUUGAAGAGCUUGGUGCAAAGGAGAGCUCGUUAUUGAACUGUGUUCCUAAGGAAGACUUUGGUGGUGGACAUCCCGAUCCUAAUCUAACCUAUGCAAAAGAGUUGGUAGCAAGAAUGGGAUUGGGUAAUAAUGCUGAUAGUAACCCACCAGAGUUUGGUGCUGCUGCUGACGGUGAUGCUGAUAGGAACAUGAUCCUUGGUAAAAGGUUUUUUGUUACACCUUCGGAUUCUGUUGCCAUCAUUGCUGCCAAUGCUGUUCAAGCCAUUCCCUACUUUUCAUCUGGAUUGAAGGGUGUUGCCAGGAGCAUGCCAACAUCUGCUGCUCUUGAUGUUGUAGCUAAUAGUCUGAGCCUUAAGUUUUUCGAGGUACCAACUGGCUGGAAAUUCUUUGGUAACUUGAUGGAUGCUGGUUUAUGUUCAAUUUGUGGUGAAGAAAGUUUUGGAACAGGGUCGGACCAUAUUCGUGAAAAAGACGGAAUCUGGGCUGUGUUGGCUUGGUUAUCCAUUCUGGCUCAUAAAAACAAGGACAAUCUCGAUGGCGGGAAACUUGUGACCGUUGAAGAUAUUGUGAAGCAACACUGGGCGACUUUUGGCCGUCACUAUUAUACUCGCUAUGAUUAUGAGAACGUCGAUGCGGGUGCUGCAAAGGACGUAAUGGCUCACUUAGUCAAGCUGCAAUCCUCUAUCAGUGAUAUUAACACUACCUUAAAGGGUAUACGAUCAGAUGUGGCAGAUGUCGUCGCUGCCGAUGAAUUUGAAUACAAAGAUCCGGUUGAUGGUUCAGUCUCUAAAAAUCAAGGAAUUCGUUAUUUAUUCGAAGACGGGUCACGUUUGGUUUUCCGUUUAUCUGGGACCGGGUCAGAAGGUGCCACAAUUCGUCUUUACAUUGAGCAGUACGAAAAAGAUUCGUCCAAAACCGGAAGAGAUUCUCAAGAAGCACUUGCUCCUUUGGUUGAUGUUGCACUAAAGCUGUCAAAGAUGCAAGAAUUCACCGGCCGUUCUGCACCUACUGUGAUCACAUAGAUAUAUAUACACAUGCUGCUGCUAUGAGCCUGUGAUCAAUACCGUAUGUAUUUUUUCGUGUUUUAUAGCAAUAAAGUUGACUUUCAGUGGUGCGGUUCUUGCUUGUUACUUUCACAGGCAUCAGUUUGUUGAAUGCUUUGAUGAUUUACAAAGUUUUGUUGUGUUAAUCAUUCAGUCAGACCUUGAGAAUCUUUUGCCAACACCAA